GACUCUCUAGCGAACGAUACACAACUAAUCCAAACACACUGUAUCCACUGCAACACAGACAGCUCACUCACUCCCACACACGGAGCAGCGGUCGUGCAGGAGCAUGCAGAAAUGGCUGACGGAGAGGGUUCCUGGGCGUGCAGGUUCUGAUGCUGACUGUGCCGUCACUGUGAAGUAAUACUGCAAGCAAAUAAAUCAAUGCCGGCAAGUGCAGCAAGGUGCAAGUAGGAGCAAUCAUGUCCAGAAGCAAGAGCUCUGAGUCUGUAAAAGUUGUGGUGCGGUGUCGCCCCAUGAAUGAAAAAGAGCAUGCUGCAAACUUUGAGAGGGUGGUCUCUAUGGAUGUAAAGUUAGGCCAGAUUGUAGUGCGCAAUCCAAGAAGUGGGUCCACUCAUGAACACCCCAAAGUUUUCACUUUUGACUCGGUCUACGACUGGAACUCGAAGCAGGUUGACCUCUAUGAUGAGACAUUCAGGCCACUGGUGGACUCAGUAUUGUUGGGCUUCAACGGCACCAUCUUUGCUUAUGGACAGACAGGUACAGGGAAGACGUACACAAUGGAAGGGGUACGCAAUGACCCAGAAAAAAGAGGCGUCAUUCCCAAUUCCUUCGAGCACAUUUUCACACAUAUCUCCCGAUCACAGAACCAGCAGUAUCUGGUCAGGGCAUCAUACCUGGAGAUCUACCAGGAGGAGAUCAGGGACCUGUUAGCCAAGGACCAGUCUCGUCGCCUGGAGCUGAAAGAGAGACCUGACACAGGUGUUUAUGUCAAAGACCUUUCUUCAUUUGUCACUAAAAGUGUCAGGGAGAUUGAGCAUGUUAUGAAUGUAGGGAACCAGAACCGUUCAGUUGGCUCAACCAACAUGAAUGAGCAUAGUUCCCGUUCCCAUGCCAUAUUUGUUAUCACUAUUGAGUGCAGUGAGUUGGGUCCAGAUGGAGAGAACCACAUCCGUGUUGGGAAACUCAAUUUGGUUGACCUGGCAGGAAGCGAAAGGCAGACAAAAACAGGUGCUCAAGGAGAACGACUAAAGGAGGCUACCAAAAUCAACCUCUCCCUGUCUGCUCUGGGUAAUGUAAUUUCUGCAUUAGUGGAUGGCAAAAGCACUCACAUUCCUUACCGAGAUUCUAAGCUCACACGUCUUCUCCAGGACUCGCUGGGAGGUAACGCCCGAACUGUCAUGGUGGCCAACAUUGGACCAGCCUCCUACAAUGUAGAGGAGACUCUUACUACGCUACGCUACUCGAACCGUGCCAAAAACAUCAAGAACAAACCCCGCAUCAACGAGGACCCCAAGGACGCCCUUCUACGGGAGUUUCAGGAGGAAAUUGCUCGUCUGAAGCAGCAGUUGGAGAAACGAUCAGGGAAAAAGAAGAAGAAAAGGCGGAAGAGGAGAGUUGGGGAGGGAGGAGAGGAACUGGAUGAUGAUGUGGAAGACGAAGAUGAUGAUGAUGAUGACGAUGACGAUGAUGAGGAAGGGGCGGAUGGGGAUAAGAACAUAGCUGAUUAUUGGCGGGAGCAGCAGGAGAACCUGGAGAAGGAGAAGAAAGCCAUUAUGGAGGACCACAGCCUGGUGGCAGAGGAGAAACAGCGACUGCUUUUGGAGAAGGAGAAGAAGAUGGACGAUCUCCGCCGGGAAAAGGAGGCAUCUGAAAUGCUGGCAGCCAAAGUCAAGGCUAUGGAGAGCAAGCUAUUGGUGGGAGGGAAGAACAUUGUUGACCACACUAAUGAGCAGCAGAGAAUUCUGGAGCAGAAAAGGCAGGAAAUUGCUGAACAGAAAAGGCGUGAACGGGAGAUGCAGCAAGAGGUGGAGUGUCGUGAUGAAGAAACUCUUGAGCUGAAGGAGACGUACAGCUCACUGCAACAGGAAGUUGACAUAAAAACCAAAAAACUGAAAAAGCUCUUUGCCAAGCUACAAGCAGUGAAGGCAGAGAUCCAUGAUGUCCAGGAGGAGCAUAUUAAAGAGAGACAAGAGCUGGAACAGACACAGAACGAAUUGACUAGAGAACUCAAACUAAAGCAUUUGAUCAUCGAGAACUUCAUUCCUUUGGAGGAGAAGAAUAAGAUCAUUUUGAGGGCCACCUUUGACGAGGAGGAUGACACCUGGAAAAUGAAACCCAUUACCCGUGUUCAAGAUGAUCAGCAGAUGAUGACAAGGCCAGUGUCUGCAGUGGGAUACAGGAGGCCGCUGAGUCAACAUGCACGCGUGGCCAUGAUGAUGCGCCCUGAUCCCAGAUAUAGGGCUGAGAAUAUCCUGAUGCUGGAGCUUGACUUGCCCACACGCACCACUAAAGAGUACGAGGAACCCAUGAUCGCGCCAAAGGUGGCUGCAGCUUUAGAAGAUGCACUGAGGGAGGAGGAUGACAUCCAAGUGGAUGCUUCAGCCUUGGGCCAUGGUGGAUUCAACAAGAAACCAAAAACAAGCCGUCCCAAAACAGGCAAGAAGGUGAGCACCCCCACGUCAGCCCACAGCCCUUCCAGCUCAGGAUCCCCACUGUACCCCCAGUCUCGUGGCCUUGUGCCCAAAUAACACCUCUAAAUUCUUAAUCCUUCUCCACAUCCUUUAGCCUUCUAAACAGACUUUGUGUUUUUGGCCAUGUUCUGGAACUUCAAACUGAUGGCUAUUGUUAAUAAAAUCUCCAGAUUACAAAAUGGUGUACUUAAAAUGUAUGCAUUAAUGCAGACCAAGAUACAACUUCCUCUCCUUACUGGGAGAAAAAAAAAAAACUUGAGCCUCCUUUUUUUUUUUUUUUUUUUUUUUUUUUUAAAACUUUCAGCAAACAUAAUUAGGACUACUUUAGAUGCUUGGGUUCUGCUGCUGACUGGUUUAAAACACUUAAAAGUGCAAUCACAAAUGGAAUUAAAAAAAAAAAAAAAGCUUUCCUGAAAAGGACGAGCGAGCAGGUUUUGUGACAUCGGUGUUCAGAGGUGUGUUGCUGUCUUAUUUAGAACAUCAAAACUGUUUUUAGUGUCUAGUCUUACUGAUAAUUGAGAGUAACAUCCUACAUCCUCUUCCUGUUCUUAUUGUGCAGUGGCACAGAGAAUUGGACCACAGUUGGCAAGAACUCCAUUGUAUGUACAGAUGUUAGGUUGAAUCUAGCUAGGUAUGUAUUUUUGUUUUAAAUUGUAGGUUUAACAAAUUGAAAGGCUCACUUGAGGAUUUCACUGGGUGGGAGCGAGCGUUCCAUCCGUUUGCCUCCAAAUAUGCGCUGUAGUGUUAUCUGCUGAGUGAGAAGAGCACACUACAUCCCAGGUCCAGUUUCCAGCAGUACCUGCAUCCUUCCUCCCAUUCCUUUUAGCACUAGGAACCAAGGAUGUGAGGAGAGGAGGGGUCAGGGAGUGAGUCUGGAUUGGAUUAAUGUUUAAUUAGAGCUGUAAUGCUGUUCUAUUCGGGUCACCCAAGUUGGAAGGAUUGGAGUGGGGAACUUAACAGGUCAACACACACUGAAUAAUCAGGGUUCCAAGGUGCCUUACCUUCCCUUUUUACACAGAAGAAGAAGAGACUUUUGGUCUUCCUUUUGGUCAGAGUGUCCCUUGGAAUAAACAGAUUGUUUUAAAUUAAAAUCUAAAUUCAAGUGCUAGUGCAGUUAAGCCACAAAGGAGUACAAGUUUGGACCAUCACAGUUGUUUUGGAAUAUCACUGUGCUUUUCCUUUCAGAGCAUCUGUAGAUGGUGAGUUUCCGGUUACUUCAUUUUGUCCUAUAAGAUCCCCUGUUUAUAGAACAUUUAAAACAAAGAACACAUUUCUCUGCUUUUUCAGCAUCCAUAUAGCACUCUCAGUAUAAAUAUAUGAUGUCAGAAGAAUUUAAAAAAAAAUAAUUUUGUUUUUGUAACACUAAUAAACUGCAAUAUGCUCCUUACCCCACCCUCUGCCUUACCAAUAAGGGUGACACCAUUGCUUGCUGCUACUGUAGGGUUUAAUUAAACCCAUGUAUACAGUGUGUGUGUAUGUGUGUAUAUAUGUAGAAAUGGCAGUACAUAAUUCUCUUCUAUACUGUUGAAAUGGCAAAAAAAAUUAAUAGUCAUAUAGCAACAUUUAAAAUGCUAACUUAUCAUACUGAACCUGUCUGUUUUAUAUUCAUGCAGCUAUAGGUACCUUUUGUGUUUGGCAUAGAAUGUAUUGUUCUUUUUAUUUGUAUUAUUUGUAUUAUUUAAUGUUGUGUACAAAUAUAUUUUUGCAUUAAUGAUUUUUAAGAGACUAUUUCAUGUUGUCUUGUUCCUGUGAUGACUUCAGAAUUAAUUUCAAAACCUAAGGCAUCUUAACUUGUUGCAAUGUUUAGCUUCUUCUCAAUGCUGUUUUGUGUUGUUACAAUGAUUUAAAAUAAUAAACAAGACAGCCAUUUUGUUAAACUAUGUAGGAAAUAAAACUGUUUUUUU
Messenger RNA from Pangasianodon hypophthalmus (striped catfish), 4372 nucleotides. It is a transcript of the gene kif3b, whose product is annotated as kinesin family member 3B. The transcript has 9 exons. Gene Ontology annotation, biological process: microtubule-based movement. Bases 237 to 2525 code for a protein of 762 amino acids. NCBI's taxonomy places the organism in Eukaryota, Metazoa, Chordata, Actinopteri, Siluriformes, Pangasiidae. The record is from RefSeq and is a predicted model, not a curated record. Gene Ontology annotation, molecular function: microtubule binding; ATP binding; microtubule motor activity.